AUGGUGUUAGGUAUGCUGAGGCGGGCAGCAGCAGGUGGGCGUCUUAUUGAGAUACAAGGCGAAGCUAAUAAAGAAAAAGCAGAUUUACUCGCCAGAAAAUUAAAAGUUGCGCUGACUACAACGGCGAGAGUUAGUAGGCCUGGAAAAAUGGUGUGUAUGAGGGUUAAAGGCCUCGACGACGCAGUUGCUGCCGAGGAUGUAAUUGCUGCCCGGCCGAAUAAGGCAAACUGCGCAGCAGAGUUAAUAAGUAUUAAUAAGGUGUAA
Pieris macdunnoughi is the source of this 264-nucleotide messenger RNA. NCBI's taxonomy places the organism in Eukaryota, Metazoa, Arthropoda, Insecta, Lepidoptera, Pieridae. The record is from the annotation of a GenBank genome assembly.